GACUUGAACGCGACACCCUCUUUGUUUCUAUGGUAACAUGGGGCGCCAACUUUCCAACGUUUGCGGACGGUUAGCUACAGGUCAAUUAGUGUUAAUGAUACCUGGACGACAAACAUAAUGGCUAACGUCAGCUAAUCUUGUUCAGUAACGUUUGUAGAGUCAGUAAGAGUUAGGAGGCAUUCCUAUCCUGAGGCAAAAAUUAGAAAAUUGACUUGACGAAAAAUUGCAUUUUUAAAGAGUAGCUGAUUUAGCCGGAGUUAAGUUAAGCUAGCUAACGUUACAUAUUUAAGUUAAUUAAAUUUAGCCUCCGCCAGUUCUGAAAAAUAGCAGUCCUUAUAAUUUUAGAAAAAAUGUAAUGCUAGAUUGGCUAAAUGUGGGGUAUACGAGAUAUUGUUGUAAUAUAAAGUUAGCCAGACUGUAAACUAGCUUAGGUGAGUUUUCACUUGUUAAUGGCUUUAAAGCCAAUAAGUCAUUUCAAGGGUGAAAUGGGUGAGACGGUGGUUCGCACCAGCAGCCGUAACACUAUAAGAACAGAUCUCAGUUUGCUGCUUGAGUGCCUGAAGUUUCAGAUGAAAUGCCCAGAUUUGCAGAAACAAGCCCUUCUCACCAUUCACUCAAUCUGUGAAAAGAGAGAGGAUAAUGCAGACCUUCUGAGAGAAAUGGGAGGUGUGGCGUUUGUGUAUAACCUCUCCAAAUCCAGUAUUGUUCAUUCAGAUGUUAAGGAGACUGCACUCUUUACGCUUGGCACUCUAGCAGAGGCCAAUGUGUACUGCAAACAUUCUCUGUGCAGAAAGGAGACAUUUGUAGAACUUGCUGGUUGUUUGAUGAAAGAAGAUACCCCACUGACACAGAAGAGAGUUUCUGUCUAUUUGCUGUCUGUGUUGGUAGCCAACAACAGAGCAGGGCAGACUUUAGCCCAAACCACUGACUGCCUGGACAUUUUGCUGGACCUCUUCAGGUCCACUUUCCCCCUCUCUACAGAGGCUACUUUGAAAGCAGCUAAUGCUACUCAAACCUACCAGCUCUGGGCGUCUGUGUGUAGCGCUCUCUGUGGAUGUGUCAACAACCCUCAGAAUGAGGAGGCUCAGCGUAUCUGUGUUGCAGCUUUUCCCAUAAUAAAAAUCUGGCUUCAGCAGAUUUCUCUGCCCCACACUGAGGUUUUUCAACCCAUAUGCUCCUUCAUAGCAAUGACAGUUGCCAACAACUCCUGUGUUCAGGAGAGUUUUUCUGCCUUUGGGGGUUUGGAAACUCUCACUCUUACACUGGUUCGUCUAGUUUCUGGGACAGAGACAAGCUUGUUGUCUUGCCAGCUUUCUGUCACAAUAUGCAAGACUCUGUCAGCUUGCAUAACUGAUAACCCCACUCUUGCUUCAGGUUUGGCUCAGUAUGGUGUAGUUUCCCACCUCCUCUCCCUGCUGGCAAGCCCAAACCUUGACCCCAAGGACAGGCCCUCAGUUUUACUCACCUUGGGCCACUGCACCGAGGCCUCUGAGGACCACCAGUCCCAGCUGGUGCAGUGCGGAGGCCUGCCACUCAUCAUAACUUUACUCACAGAGGACACAAGUGAGGAGGUUAGGAAGGCUGCUACAUUCAUAUUACAGACCUGCAAACAGGCCACCAUGUCCUUGGGAGUGCCUGGUCUGAUAGCGAGACAAGGUGAGGUUGAAAAUGUCAAGCCCCUCAAAAACAUGGAAAGCUUCAGGAGCUCAGCCAGAGAGUUACUGCGCAGGAUUGACCUGCUAGAGAAGAGACAGGCAAAGGAGGCUGAGGAUGAGCAGAAGGACACACACCCACCAACUUCAACUGAAGGGUUAGGGCAACCAUCUCUUCUUCCAGCCUUGCCUCUGACUCUGCAGCAGCAUACAGAGAGCUUUAAAACCGCCCCCUCAGCAUAUAGACAGACCAGCAGUCUUAAGCAUGUAGAAGCAGGGGGUGACAACAGUAGUAAACUUCAAACUGUCAGAAACGUGAAAGAGAAUGACAGUGAAAUAAGGAACAUGAGCUCCAAUUUAAAUGCUCAGGAAGAGAGGGCUAAAACCAGUGGAGGGGGUGUGUGGUGCACAGUGUGUAAGGGUACUAGAGCCCUAAAGACUUCCCAUGUAUGGUCACUAGAGGGAGGAAGAGAGCCACAUACAGCAGACAGUCAACUGUUUAAGCCCCCAGUACCACUGAGGCGCAAUGUACCACAAGAAAUUAAAGGCACUGAGAAGUUACAGGACAGUGACAUGAGUGAAGAGGGGGAAGAACACUCACUCUGUCAUGUUCGGUGUGCAGGUUGUGUGUUGCCCUUUGAAGAGGUGACCAGUCGCACUUUUGCGACUCUCCUAAGCUCCUGCCAUCACAGCUGUGACAUGCACACGGUUCUUCAAGAGGCCACAGAACGCUUCAGGACUUGUCACUGCAACCUUCUAUUCAAGGGAGAGAACCAGGACAACACUGUAGAGCUGACACACCCAAAACCUAAGAGAGUGUCAGCUGCAGAGCCACAGAGAAGCAGGGAAAACUGGAAGGAGGCCUGCCUGACUCCCAUGCGUAAAGGAACUGGGCAAGCCAAGAGCUCCCAGCAAGAACACCACUGGAAGAAAUACAACAGCAUAACUUUGACCCCACUGCACACAGGAGCUAAAAUGGAGACAUUUGGUUUACGCUUGGCUCCCCUGAACAGGCCUCAUCUGCCUCAAGAAGGAAGAGGAGAGAGUAAUCAUGCACUAGAUGAACAGCCAAAGGCUAGCAGAGAGUCUUGUUCCAGUCGAAGGAAGCGGAAAGACUUCAGCUGUGAGGAGCUGCAUUACCUACUGUGCGGAGUGAAGAAAUAUGGCUUCUCCUGGAACUCUAUCUUGUGGUCAUACCCCUUCCAACCUGGACGCACCAAUGUUGACCUGGCCAAGAAAUACAGGCGGCUAAUGAAACGUAAACCCUAGGAUGCUGGCUGUGCAUAAUCCUGGUCCUGAGAUCCUGGACCAGCUGUAAAUUAACAGCUUUGAUUGAUCUAAAAGGCCUUUGUUCUACCCAGUUCCACACUGCGUUGAUUGUAAAAUAAUCCAAAGCAGCAUACAUUACAUUAACUUACAUGUAAUAUGUUGUAGUCUUAGUAUGUAUUUUAUAUUCACUCCUUUGUACAGAGUUUGCCAUGUAUUAAAAAUAGUUCUGCAGCACUUUUACGUUCUUUGGCAGUUAUUGUUGAUUGUUUGCUUUUGUUCUAUAUUAAAACAGGUUUGACUUUC
Thunnus maccoyii (southern bluefin tuna) is the source of this 3224-nucleotide messenger RNA. It is a transcript of the gene terb1, whose product is annotated as telomere repeat binding bouquet formation protein 1. The record is from RefSeq and is a predicted model, not a curated record. The transcript is spliced from 21 exons. Gene Ontology annotation, biological process: meiotic attachment of telomere to nuclear envelope; homologous chromosome pairing at meiosis. NCBI's taxonomy places the organism in Eukaryota, Metazoa, Chordata, Actinopteri, Scombriformes, Scombridae. The coding region runs from base 450 to 2921 and encodes 823 amino acids. Gene Ontology annotation, molecular function: protein binding.